Molecule: messenger RNA, 933 nt
Organism: Zingiber officinale
Lineage: Eukaryota; Viridiplantae; Streptophyta; Magnoliopsida; Zingiberales; Zingiberaceae
Product: DNA repair RAD52-like protein 2, chloroplastic
Exons: 4
Coding region: 204-773 (189 amino acids)
Biological process (GO): double-strand break repair via homologous recombination
Molecular function (GO): DNA binding
Source: RefSeq, a predicted model, not a curated record
UUGGUACAUAUUUGAACUUUGGUAUAGCUUUGAUGGCAAGAAAUCAAGGGUAGCGGAUUGGGGCAGUGGCGUGGUUGGUAGGUAGGGAGGGUACACCCGGCUCUUUUACUGUCACACUCAGACACAAGCGGUCGAUCACCGACCUCUCCUCCUCCUGCUCUUCUCCCCCCCCUGCCGGAGAUCUCGAUCCGUCGCUGCAUUUGAUGGAGGUCGCCGGCGCCACCUUAUUUUUAGCCCGAUCUGCUCCCACCUCCUCGUGGAAGCAGGCGCGUUCGCUCUGCCCGGCAUGGACCAGCCGACGGAAGGCGGUGGCUAUGGCGAUGGAGAAUAACGUCGCUGGAGGCGGAAGCUACGCCGGGGUGCCCAACUCUAACUACGUGGUGUCUCUUGAUGUUGUCCCUUCCCCCCUCACUCGCCCCCUUAAAGAGAUCCUAAGGGACCUGAACAAGAGAGUGCCGGACAAGAUCAUCGAUGCCUCCCACAAAUCGAUCCCCUGGUACCACACGAACAGAAUGCUGAGCUUUUAUGCCCCAGGCUGGUGUGGAGAAGUACGCAAUGUUAUAUUCUCAGACAAUAGAACUGUGACAGUAGUGUAUCGAGUUACCGUAAGAGGAUCAGAUGGAGAGGCUCACCGUGAGUCGAGUGGCACAGUGUCCUUGAAUGACGCCCAGUUUGAAGACCCUGUUGCAGCAGCUGAAGAAUUGGCCUUCUGCAAAGCGUGUGCCAGGUUUGGUUUUGGUUUGUAUCUGUAUCAUGAGGGUUCGUCUGCGUAGAACAAGUCGCAUGGAACCAUUUGCUACUUCUCGCGCCUUAAACAAUCUUGCAUUUACUUCAGGAUGUGGAGAAAUACUCUAUGCUUUCUUUAAUUAUUUGAUCAGAAAUCCUACGAAUAUUUCCAAUUCCGUCUUGAAUUUAAAAAUAGUUUCAGUUCAA